AAGUCGGAUUUUAUCAGAAGUAGUUGUGACUUUUACGUUCCUUAUUUAUAUUACUACUACUACUACUACUACUACUACUACUACUACUACUAACAGUGUUGAUUCUUAUUCGUGUCAUUUGGUAUUACAAUCAAACUUCAAACACCGUAUUUUCUGUAUCUAAUCAAACCUGGAAAUAUUACAGCAGUCGUUCAUUCAUCUUUUACUAAUCCAUGUUCAUUUACAACAAUGUUUUUUUUAUUAUUAUUAUUAUUUUUAUUAUUAUUAUUAUUUUAUUUUUUUUGAUGAAAUGCAGUUGGUGCUUCCUCACAGCGCCUCUAUGCGGCUAGAUGUAACGUAUGUUUCAGUUUCGCGUAUGAGAGUGAGUAAGAGCGCUGCUCCUCUGUCAAUAAGCUCUAUGGCCUCUCUCAGUGAUCAGCUGGAGGAGCUGAGGGUGAAUGCGGAAGCCAGCUUGUCUACCCCAGGUUCUGCCCAGGAGACCAGGGCACAGGUGGCAGCCAUGGCCGACAUCCCCCUCCCGCCCUCCAGCAAAUAUCGCUACAUUGCUGCUGAAAGCAUGCUGACGGAGAACAGUAGUGGGCAUAACAUGAAGGAGACCCUUAGCCUGCUGCAGAAACUUUCCACUGCUCUUAACAUCUUGGAGAAGUAUGGCUCAAAUCUUACCAAUCCCAACAGGCCGAAGUACUGGCGUACAGUAAAGUACAACAACCCAGUCUUCAGGACCACUGUAGACUCAAUUCAGGGUGGCAGAGCAGUACUCAACCUGUACGGCUACACCAAUCAGCAGCAAGAUGGCUUGAGCUUUCCUGAUGAUGUUGUCCAGCCGGAUGUUGGCAAUGUGGCGUCUGUGACUCUUGAGGUCAUGUGCCUCCGAAUGGAGCUGGACAUGCUAAUCAAGGGUACCCAUCCUCAUCCAGAGUUUUUUGAAAGACUUAUUCCCUCCCUCACUGUGCAGGAUGAGGAAAUCUGCACAGAUUCAGCUCCCUUCUCUCCUAGUGAAAGACCAUGGGAAAAACAAUCUCUCUCACCUGCAUCGACUCCUUCUCAGCCUAAAUCUCCUUUCAGUCCAGCGCUCUCUCUUUCUUCUCUAGUGCCCUCUAAACACACAGAGAACUGCACCAUAUGUGGUAUCUUUGCGGUGUCUGCUCACUGUCCCACCUGUACUCAGCGGCUGUGCACAGAAUGUGACCAGCUGUAUCACUCCCAUUCAGGACGUUCCACACACAUUAGGAUUCCUGUGACUUCCUCAAAAGCCACGAAACGGCUCAGCUCCUCAUUGUCAACAUGGCAGUGUUCGUACUGCACUACAGUAAAUACAAUGCAGCAGGUUUUGUGUGAAACCUGUGAACGACCCCGGUUGUCAUCUGCUGCUCCGUCUCUACAGGAAGAGCAAUCACAGCCCUCUACAAUAUCUGAGUGGCAAUGUAAAAGCUGCACUGUGGUGAAUGCAGGCAGCAGCAUUCUGUGCGAGGUGUGUGAGCGCCCUCGUCUGGCCACCAGACCCCCUGUCGCACCCUCACGCCCGACCCCCACUGCUGCAGGACUAAUGGACAGCCAGUGGGUUUGCCAGGUUUGUACGUACGUCAACAAAACACCAUCACCUGCAUGCGAAAUGUGUUUUUCGAGAUCAGAGCCUGCUCAAUCACCCUCUAAGCCCCUCUCACCAGUCAAGGACAUCACACCGCUUCCAGCCCCACCUAAAGUCAUUCCUACUGAGGACCCUGAUUUGAAAAGGCAAAGAUUGAUGAGGGAAGAAGGGCUUAAACUCAUCCAGCUCAUUCGUGAGGGAGAGAAGAAAGGAGUGAGCCCGGAGGAGGUUUACACCAGCAUGUGUGUGUCGGGAAACAGUAAUGUAAUGCCGUAUGACUGGCUGAAAGCAGAGCUACCUCAUGUGCUUGAUGAGAUCUGUGUGAUGGCUGCAUCCUGUCAGCAAGAACCCAACGCACAAUCGAACUGUUCAGGGGGGAACAAUGGCCAGGAUGGACAAAAGAGCAAUGCUGUGCCCCUGUCCAGAGCAGAAGCCAAACGGGCCUGGCUGGCAGCAGGGGGAGAUAAUGAGAAGGCUGUCAGGCAGGCUCUCAGACACCGUAGAGUUAAAGUAAAAGAGCUUGGCUCUCUGGGAUUUAAUGAUGUGACCCGCUGUGAAGAAGCCCUGCGGCAGAGUGGAGGGGAUGUGAGGGGGGCUCUUGUUCAGCUGCAGCGCCCUUUACUGGAGCCAUUCCAUCAGCGCAUGUGGAGCGAUGAACCAGAGCCCCCUAUCGACAUCAACCAUCCAGAUAAACAGCAUGUUUGCCGUAGGCUGCUGGCAGUGUUUGAUCUGCCCAGCUGGGGGCGCUGUGAGCUGGUUCUGUCAUUGCUGCAGGACCCUACAGCCACAUACACACUGGAGGAUGUGGUUCAGGCCGUGCGUGAAUCACCUGACCGGGACUUCAUUCGCCGUGUGCUGAAUAAGGAUUGCCCCAUCUGCCUGUCAGUUUUUCCCCACAGCAAGAUGCGGUCUUUGACAUCAUGCCAGUGCUCCGUGUGCUGUGGAUGUUUCAAGCAGCAUUUCACCAUAGCGGUGAGGGACAAGCACAUCAGAGACAUGGUGUGUCCUGUCUGCACAGAGCCUGACAUCAAUGACCCUGAGCACCUGAACAGCUACUUUUCCACUCUGGACAUACAGUUAAGGGAUUGUCUUGAACCGGAUGUGUACGAUCUUUUCCACAAGAAGCUGACUGAGCAGGCUCUAAUCAAGGACCCAAAGUUCCUCUGGUGCAGCCAUUGCUCCUAUGGCUUCAUCUAUGAUGGCGAUCAACUCAAGGUCACCUGUAUGCAGUGCAGGAAAAGCUUCUGUGCUCAAUGCAAAAAAACGUGGGAAGCGCAGCAUUUGGGGCUCUCGUGUGAGCAGUUCCAGCAGUGGAAGCGAGAGAAUGACCCCGAGUACCAAAAGCAGGGUUUGGCCGGGUAUCUUCGUGACAAUGGGAUCACUUGCCCUAACUGCAGGUUCCAGUAUGCUCUGGCCAAGGGCGGCUGUAUGCACUUCAGUUGUUCUCAGUGCAGGUAUCAGUUCUGCAGUGGAUGUAACAACCCCUUCCACACAACGUGUGCAGUGAACCAGUGUACUGUGACAGGUCUGCAUGCCCAUCACCCCAGAGACUGCCUCUUCUACCUCCGAGACUGGGAGCCUGCCAGGCUUCAGGCCUUACUGCAGAAAAAGGGGGUGAACUACAAUACUGACACCGCACCAGGAGCACAGACUGGUGUGUGCGGAGUGAGCGAGCAGAAAGACGAAGGGACUCGUCAAACCGAUUCGCCAUGUGGGGCUCAGACUCAGCCGGGCCAGGCGGGACUCUGCGAGAAGCAUUAUCGAGAGUACCUGGUCAGCCUCAUUAAUGGGCAUUCUAUUGACCCCGCACCCCUUUACGAUCUCGAUGAGCUGACUGUGGCCUGCAGGAGAUACCAUGUUGAUGUCAGACAGGGGGAUGGAGAAGACGAGAGAGCAUACUUUGCCAGACUGCUUAAGAAACUCAUGGAUGACGUGCCUCUGGGUGACAAGGUCCCUCGCAAGAAGUGAAAUCUUUUCUUUCUUUUUUUUUUUUCUUUUCUUCAGUGAUCAUUUAACCUGUACUAUUUUAUUUGUAGCUCUACUUUAUGAUAUGAGCUGUGAGGUCAACAGAAUGUUAAACAGUGCUUCCCUGUUCUCGAUGUGAUGUAGUUGCACUCAUUUGCACAAUGCACACACUGGUGUAAGUUUUCCUUUUCCUCUAAGGUUUUGUGAUUUGACAAUUGUUGCUUUUUAAUCAUGCUUUGAUUUUAAUCUCCCUCAAAUAGCAUUAUAGCUGUGACUUGAUUUAACAAAAUAACACACUUUGACCGCUAUAAUGAAACCAGUUCUGGUGUCAGUGAAUACAUAUAGUCAAGUUUUUCAUUAAUUCAGUUUUAAAUUUAAGCACCAGAAGUUUAAAACAACAGCAUUUUAAAUGGAUUUUAUGGGUUAUCCUUUCAGUUGAUUGUACUUUAAUCUAAUCAUACUCUGCAGAAUGAAAUGUGUCAAAUGACAUACAAUCAAAGUUAUAAUGGCAUGAUGUUUUAAAUGUGUAUGUAAAUGUAUAUAUAAAUAAGAUUAAACAUAAUUUAUAAAA
Messenger RNA from Carassius gibelio (silver crucian carp), 4124 nucleotides. RefSeq names its product E3 ubiquitin-protein ligase RNF31. The coding region runs from base 290 to 3556 and encodes 1088 amino acids. Gene Ontology annotation, molecular function: K48-linked polyubiquitin modification-dependent protein binding; K63-linked polyubiquitin modification-dependent protein binding; linear polyubiquitin binding. Gene Ontology annotation, biological process: protein linear polyubiquitination. Lineage: Eukaryota; Metazoa; Chordata; Actinopteri; Cypriniformes; Cyprinidae. Gene Ontology annotation, cellular component: LUBAC complex. The record is from RefSeq and is a predicted model, not a curated record. The transcript has 23 exons.